AUGAGUAGGGGGCUGGAGUCCAGUGUCCCUGAUGAUUAUGCCGGGGACCAGUGGCAUAGCGCCUCUUCCCGGGGGAACUCGGGGCCUCGCCUGGAGACAGGCGGGGAGGGUAUACCCUGGAGGUUGUCUUCGGACGAGGGGGAUUCGGCUGCUCUCUCGAUUGCGGGAAGUUCGGUACACGGGGAGGGUUCGGAGGUUUCAUCUCCUCCCGAGAAGAGUGCGUAUCUCAAAUCGGGCUCCCAGGCUUCUGGCAGCUCUAGGAAAAGGGACAGGACUGGCUCUAUCGAAUCGGGCGACAGGACUACUGGGUAUUACGUGGGAAGGCGUAGAGAGAUAGAGAGGCUCAACGCUGAGAAGAAGAAGGCUCUCAAGUUGGAUCGAGAGAAGGUUAUAAGAGCCUAUAGUCACAUAGAGCUCCUUAAAAAGGCGAAGAUCAACGUGGAGGAGAUCAAGUCUAAGGUUGACCAUUUUUCCAAGGAGGAGUUAGUUAGACGAGCGAACGCGAAUAUGGAGGAGGUCCUGAGAAUAGCUAGGUCCUCUACUAAUUUGAAGGGAUCUUUCCAGGGUGGUUUGAAGACUGCGGCAGCGGUGACCCUGGGGAUUAUAUCGGUCCUGAAGGAUAGGGUAUCGAUGUCCCAGGAGGAGGUACACCUUGAGGAGGUUAGGUCAUUGAAACGGGAGGUAAACGUUCUUCGACAGAAAUUGGAGACGGAGGUGGAGUCUGAGAGAAGGAAGGCUCUUGAGUCCGCUGGGGAGGCGGAGGCGUACCGCUCCCAGCUGGAGUUGACGAAGAAGGAGUUGGCCAACAAGGAAUUGGCGAAGAAGAGUCCGAGUAAGAGAACUCCAUCCGCGAAGUUUAGGGCCUCUAGGGCCGCUUACACGUCUGACUCCGAGGUCAUGCAGGUAGACGACUUGCAGCCGAGGGUGGUCUUGGAUCCCCCUGAUAAAUGGCCGGUGGCUUCGAUUCCUCUGGAGGGCGGGAGAGUCCGGAUCGUGAAGGAAGAUCCCAAGUUGCAGAAGAGAAUAUACGAGGAGAACAUUAGAUAUCUGAAGGAGAGGGAGGCCUCUCAAAUGAAGAACGGUAAAACUCAGACUUCCAAGGGUCCUGCGUCGAAUAGGAGAGAUGAGAGGAUUCCCCCGGGAGAAUCCCCACGAGCCAUAGCUGAUAUGAUCAGGGAGAUCGUGGCGGAGGAGAUCGGGAAGGCGCUCGGUAAACCCGUUGUUAGGGAGAAACCUCGAAUCACGAAAGUCGAGGUGAUUAAGCCAGCUAAGACGGUUAGUCACGAAAGGAGCGGCGGUUUGGCUAACGCUGGCAAAAGUGAGGGUGCGAAUACCGUGCUGGGUUCUGAGAGGUGGUCGUCGGUAGUCGGUCGACGAUCCAAGCAGAGUGGCGCGGCGUCCUCGACUCCCAAGAAGAAGGCGGGUCCUAACCUCUCAGUUAGUCAGCAAGGGAGGAAGGCGGUUGUACAGCGUAGAGCCCCGCGUAUGGCUGCUAUUCAAAUCAGCUGUAGAGGAGACAUCUCGCACGCGCAGGUUAUGUCCAUUGCGAAGCAAAGGGUGGACAUUGGAGCUUUGGGCAUCGAGGACAUAAGACCCAGGAAGGCCAGGACGGGGGCCUUGCUGUUGGAAAUACCGGGUAAGGAAGGUCAGAGGAAGGCGGACUCCCUGGCUGUCGAGAUGAGGAGAGCGUUGCAGGAUCACGAGGACGUCCUGAUAUCGAGGCCGGAGAAGAUGGUGGAACUACGACUCCGAGAUCUGGAGGCCUCUGUCUCGGCGGACGAUGUCAGGAGCAGGGUUGUGGAGUUAACGGGCUGUGACUCGAACAGCGUCAAGGUAGGGGAGAUAAACAUAUCUUUUAAUGGUUUGGGUACUCUCUGGCUGCGCUGUCCUGUUGUGGCGGCUAACAAACUUGCGAAGGAGAGGCGUAUUAGGAUCGGAUGGACGAUGGUGAGGGUUGAUAUGCUUCCCGAUCGUCCUUUGCAAUGCUACCGUUGCCUGGAGGUGGGUCAUGUUCGUUCUCAGUGCAGAGGACCUGUGGACCGUAGUGAUAGGUGUUAUCGGUGUAGUGGAGUAGGACAUAUCGCUAAGAAUUGCCUCCUUGAUGCCUUUUGCGCGAUAUGCGAGGAUAGGGGUUUCAGAGCUGAUCACAGGGUGGGUAGCUCCGUGUGCAAGCCAGGUACUGGGAGGGUACUGCCUGCUCGUUCGGUGCGACCGGCGGCUCGUGCAGCGGAUAAUUCUGUCCCCAUGGAGGGGGAUAACAACAAGGAUAGGGAAAAGAGAACUAUGGAGAAGGUUCUUGCCACUGGACGGGAGAAAGCGGCUCCAAUGGAAACGGCAAUGGAGAUUGAGGUGGUUUCAGAUGUGCGGGAUUCUGGGGGUAGCGCCCCUGGGGACUGGUCGCAUACUGGUGACGCGUGGGGGGUUGUUCACUCGGGUGAUCCGCCCAUCGAGGUGGAGAAAGGAGCUGGAGGAGCUCCUCACUGCCCUGAAAAUGCGUAG
Messenger RNA from Cyphomyrmex costatus, 2499 nucleotides. RefSeq lists its product as uncharacterized. NCBI's taxonomy places the organism in Eukaryota, Metazoa, Arthropoda, Insecta, Hymenoptera, Formicidae. The record is from RefSeq and is a predicted model, not a curated record. Gene Ontology annotation, molecular function: zinc ion binding; nucleic acid binding. The transcript is spliced from 2 exons. The coding region runs from base 1 to 2499 and encodes 832 amino acids.